AUGCAAGAACUGAAAUCUCCGAAGUUGUUAAAUAAUCUAGUCUCAAAUGUUUAAAAAAAACAAAACCCCAUUCCUCCCUCAACUGACAUCAAUAUUCUCCAAUAAAUUUUGGAUCAAGUUCAACCUGUUGAGAUUAUACAUAAUAAUAAUGAUGAUGGUUAAGGAUGUAAACUAUAUAUUUAAUCUCAUAGAGGCCAAUUAAAAAAAGAACAAUAAAGUCCUUAAAAUUAAUGAGGGUUAAGCAGAAGAAUAGUUAAUUGACUUUAUUCAAUUGGGCAUCUAGGACUUUGAAGCUAAUCAAUAUUCCCAAUGUGUGUAUCACUUAAAAUAAGCAGAAUAAAUACUAACUGCCAUUUCCUAUUCUAAUCCAUUGAUUCACUACUUCCUCAUGAUAAGAAUUAAUUUGGGAGUCGUCUUUUAUGCCAUCGGCUGGUUGGAAUAAGCUUUUACUUGUUUUGAAGACGCCAUUUUGGCUUUAAAGAAAACCCCCAGAACAGAUUAAGAAGGCUAUCUCCUUUCAAUUACACGUCUCCACUGUUAUUUGCAAUGCUGCAUCAUCCUUUCAGAGAGUGGUCAGCACUCAGAGGCUUUGGCUUUUGCUAAAAUGGCAAUAAGAAAAGCCUCGAAAAUACUGAUUGAUCUCCAAAAGUACAUGCAGAGCUAAAUACACUAACAAGUCCUUGAAGAAAUUCUCAAAAAGAGCUUACCAAUUCUAAAACCCAAACAUCAAACUAUAGUACAGGGUUAUCAAAUGCAAACCCAAACUACUUAAGAAGUACAAUGAUUAGUAUUAAAGAGUUACGAUUCAGUGUAUUCUGGAUGUCCAUAAGCGUACAUUCAUAGGGCCAACAUUUUAUUCUUCAUCCAAAUGAAUCCAGUGAAUUUAAACAAUUUUACCCAUGUCGAGGACUUUCCCACUAACUAACUAUAUUUGCAUAUGAUAUGUUUGUUUGUGAUUUCUCUGUAUUGCACUUCAACGGAGUCCAAAUUUGUUUAGAAAGUUGAGUCUUUUUGUUUUAGUGAAGCAGAGAAUUAUUUAUCAAGAGCUUUAGAAAUAGCUUACUUGUAUUUACCCAAAGAUUUACCUUUGAUUAAUUAAUUGUUGAAUGUCCACAAUAGAUUUUAUGACAUUUCCAAAUAGGUACUUAUUAACUCGAAUAUCUAGGCAAUUGAUGAAGAUGCAAAGAUGAAAAUGGAUCAAGGACAUUUUGAGAUUGUACUACUUAAGCCAGUAAUCGAAUCACAGAAAUGUGGAUUUGUGAUUCCAAUCAUCAGAAAAUGUAAUCAAUAACUAAUUUCAAGCUAAAUAUGUUGGAUUGAAGAGCAGAACAAGAUCUAUGAAAGAACAAUAAUUUUCAAAUACAAAGUAAGUCAAUUUUAAUGUUGAGCCAGAGCAUUAGAUCUAUGAAGCUUAAAGCAAGACUCACAAACGGAAGUUAAGAUCUAUUUCAACUACUAAUAAGUACAAACCUAACUCUCCUAAGUGGGCCAAUCAUUAAUUAGCAGAGGUCUACUUGAAUCAAUAAUAUCCAUUUAAGUCUGUGCAAAUCAAAAAGCAGCAAUAAAAAUACAAUAACAAAACUGUUGAUUUGGGUUCUGGCAAGAAUUCAGGAAAUUAAAAUAGUAAAUUGAAUAGAUCAGAAAACUAAAUCAAAAAGAAAUAAUUAAAUAUUUAAUUGAUGAUUACUAAUAAUAUCAAUUAAACCAGUUCUACAUAAAAUUCAAAUAAUGGAUAACAAACGCAAGUGAACAACGUAACACAACAAUAGUUAUUCAAGAGGAAAAGGAAUAAUUAAUCAUUUAAUUUUGAACAAAUUACAACUAAGAGCCCUGUAAAUCUAUUUGUCUAAAAAUAAAGAGAUGAGAAAACACUUUCGACUAUAUAAUAGAAAAUCAAAUCUGUAAUAAAACAAUGUUGA
This is a messenger RNA of Paramecium octaurelia, 1919 nucleotides long. Lineage: Eukaryota; Ciliophora; Oligohymenophorea; Peniculida; Parameciidae. The record is from the annotation of a GenBank genome assembly.